Molecule: messenger RNA, 3962 nt
Organism: Sinocyclocheilus grahami
Lineage: Eukaryota; Metazoa; Chordata; Actinopteri; Cypriniformes; Cyprinidae
Product: coiled-coil domain-containing protein 30-like
Exons: 28
Coding region: 534-3962 (1142 amino acids)
Source: RefSeq, a predicted model, not a curated record
ACUUGGUAGGCCUCAGGAGAGGAGAGCACUCUACUGUUGCGUCAAUAUUUGUAAACGGACAGACAUCAUUAACUGUUUCAAAUCGAGUUUGAAGGACAACGACAAUCGUAAUUUGUUUAAUUUUUAACAGGCGUCUGGAGGAUAUGAAAAGAAGCUCGUGCUUAAUAACUGCGAACUAGCCCGCUAGCCAAAGUUAGCGGACUGGACUGUGCUUGGGUUAGGAAACUUUUUAUAUUGCAGUAAAAAAGCCUGUUGAGCCCGAAGCAACAUUAUUCUUGUCAAAUACACCCGUGACUGCAGAUAAAUUAUGAAUAUGUGAGAGAAACAUUUAAUAACGGAUGAUAAUGGAUUAUGCAGAAGAUCACGUGUAACGCUAGUCUUAACAGUUUGCAGUGUUGUCAAAGUGAUGAUUAGUCCAGAGACUGACAUGGGCGGAGGCAAAUGCUGGAAACCACAAUCUAAACUUUGUUCCCAUAAAAACGCUUGGCUAAUUUGCAUGUGAUGCACGGACUCCAGUUGAGCUGUACACGGCCAUGGAAAAAAGAGAGAAAAAGGAGCUGGACGAGCUCACCCUCCGCUUGCAGAGGGACGGUGUGUCCCCUGAGGCUCCAGCAGAGGAGCGUGAGCUGCACCUGUGGCUUUUGCUCCAGCGCAGCGAGGGCAGCCUAAGCGCAGCCAGUGAAGACCUGCAGACUUUACGCACACAGCAGGCCAGCGAGAUGAGAGAGGUGGAAAAUUACGUGGAGCAUAUUCGAAACAUGCUGGAGGAGCGGGAAUCUCUAACAGCGGAGUACGAACGUGACAGCGAACAACUCCGUGCUGAGCUCGCCCUAAUGAAACACCAACAGGACUCCCAGUGUAAGGAGGUGGUGGAGAUGCUGGAGCAGGAGGGUCUAGCAGAGAUCAGUCAGAGCAGUGCCAGUGAGCAGGUGGCCUAUCUGCUGGUGGAGAGAGUCACUCUCCUGGAGAGACUGGAAGCUGCAGAAAGAAAACUGGACACCCAGACCCUCACUGGCAACCUCAGAGAGGUGCAUCUGCAGGAAGAGCUGGAUCAUAUGCGUCACACAUGGGAAGAGGAACUCAGGCAGCAAAAGGAAAGCAUGAAUAAGGGCCACAGUGAAGAACUCAACAGAGAAUGCACAGAGCGCCAGAGGCUGGAGAGGGAUCUGGAAGAGGCAUCGAGUCGUCUUGCUAUGGCACAUAAAGAGAUUCGCCACCUGACGGAUGAACUAGAUCUCGCUCGUAAGGUCCAAAACUUGUGUGUACCUGACCUGCAGAAAACAGGGGAGGAAGUGGAGCAGUUGAAACAGGAAGUGGACAAGCUUAAACAGUGUGAUAUGGUGGAGCUGCAGAAGGCCAAGGAACGCAAUGAAAGACUGGAUAGUGAGAUUUGUGUGCUGAGGGAUAGAGUUCGUUCCCUGGACACAGAGAGGAGGACUCUUCUUAAACUGGUUGAACAAUCAAAGCUGAACUUAGAUCAAGGGAUCAGCGUACCUUUAGAACACAAAAUACACUCUACACAGGGUGUUGGGAAUAAAGUCAAUCCUGAUCCAUCACUGGAUGUAGAGGAUGAGAUACUCCACAAAAGGUGUCGGAGAGAGUCUGAAGAUAAGGACAGUCGUCUGCGAGAGCUGGAGAGAAGGUUGCAGAAGCAGCAGCGUGAGCAUGAGGAGCUGGUGGAGAGGAAUGAGGAGCUGGAGGCGCUGCUGGGGGAGGCGCAGAAUGCAGCGAAAGAGGAGCGGGAGCGACAUGAGUGUGAGAUAGAGGGGUUACAGAGAAAGAUUAAAAGCAUUGAGGAAGAACUGAGUAAGAGAAAUAGUAAGAAACUUGAGAAGAACAAAGAAGAUCAGGCUCGUGGGACUGACUCUGAGCUUAGCGAGAGCAUUCAAGAAAGACUUAAGUUCCUCGAGGGACGUCUUGCUGAAGAAAAAGGUUGGAGGAAACAGCUGGAGGUGGAUCUAUCUGUAGCCAAGGCUGCUCUCAAAACGGAAAAAGAAGUCAUGCAAAGAGAUCAUGAGGAGCUUAAGAAAUUACGUGUGGCAGUCCAGAGACUAGAAGUGGAAUGUCGACAAGGAAAGACACUUAACAAGAACCUCACACAGAUUAAAGGAGAAAAGGGAAUUUUGGAAGAAAAGGUGGCCCAGUUGGAGCGUGCUCAGACACGACUCCAGGACAACCUGACCCUUCAGACAGAGAACAGCCAAGCCGAAGAGGACCUGAGAGACAGCAGGGGACAGGUGGCAGAGCUUAAUUCUAUGGUGGACAAGCUGAGAACAGAAUUGACUCGACUGGAGAAGGAGCACAACACUCUAAGGGAUGAGCUGAUGGAGAAACGCAGGCAUGUGAUGCAGCUACAGAAGGAGCUCAGCGAGAAAGCCCAUGAGAGGCUUCAGACUGACGGGGAGAGGGAGAGACUCAGUCUGGAGCUCCUGCAUGUCAAACAGCAGCUCCAGUAUGCUAGAGAGCAGAUGCCCAGAGCAUCACAGGAGCACACGGCCAACCGCAAGCCCACUGCAGAGGAUGAUGGACAUUGUCAGCUGGCCUGUGUGAAGUCAGAGAUGAGUAAGCUACACUCCACCCUGGAGGAGGAGAGACAGCUGGCCGGCCAACACCAGCUGGCCCUGCAGGCCCAGAUCAGUGAAGCUCAGGCCCGGGCUAAGGCUCAAGACUCACUCCUACAACAGAAGGGAGAGGAGAACAAACAGCUGAGACAGGACCUUCAGAGAACCCAGCAUCUUUUCACUUCUGCAGAGCGAGAGCUACGCUAUGAGAGAGAGAAAAAUCUAGACCUUAAGAGACACAAUGCACUGCUAGACCAGGAGAAGAUCAAGCUGUGUGCAGAGCUGAAGCAGGCCCAGGCCAAAGUAGCCCAGCUGGAGGGGAGCGCAGCAGGACAUGUGGCAGAGCUGGAGAGACUCCAGCAGAGGGUCAGAGAUCUGGAGCUGGAGGUGGCCAGAAGCGCUCAGAACCGACAGACUAACAGCAGCUUGAUGGAGGAGCUUAAUUCAGAGAGAGCGCGUGUGAUCGCUGCUGACAAGAAGGUUGUAGAACUGCAGAAGCAACUGAAGAACACGCUGCACCAGCUGCGUCUGGAGGAGGCCAGAGCGGGAGAGACCAGCAAACUGGAGAGAGACACCAGAGACAUGUCUGAUAACCUGUCUGCCCUCCGAGCCCGACUGCAAGAGGAGCAACUACAGAGGAAAUUACUUGAGCAGAAAGAUGAGGAACUCCAGCAGCAGGUGCGCUCAUUGCGGGCGAAGGAGGCAACUCUGACACGCAAAAACUCAGAGAUGUCUCAUCGCACACAAGAGCUAGAGACGCGGCUGCAGGUGCAGGAGAGUGAACUUAGCACAGCUAGAGAAGAGCAGAGAAGCAGUCAGAAGAGCUGCCACAGGCUGGAAGAACAGCUGCUGUCUUCCCAGCAUGAGUCUGAGAGACUGCAGGAGGAACUGAAGCUGGUUGUUCAGCAGCUUGACACUAACAUCCGGAGAUACAACGAGAAACAGUCUCAGCACAAAACCAAGUUGCGCAGAGCUAAACAGAUCUUCAUGAAGACAGUCACCCAACAUGAACACAGGAUCCAGCAGCUAGAGAAUGAUCUGGCUCUUGCUGCAAGUCUCUCAGAGAAAGAGAAGGACUGGAUUAGGACUGUGACAGAAGAAAACGACCAGCUCCUCCUGGAGAGACGAGAACUUCUGCAGCGAAUAAGUGAAGCUGAGGAGAUGGGAAAUAAUGGACUGAGAACUGCCACUACUAUCCAGCAGAGAGUUAAAUUCCUGGAGAUGGAGAAUAAACAGCUGCAAGAAAAAACUCUAACACUGGCCAAUCAGAUAGGAAUUUUAGAUCGCGCAUUGAGAAACCUUCAGUCGCUGUGUACUGUUGAGGAGGUCAAGAAAAUGUUUCCUUAUGGAGCUCAUCCUGAUAGCCAGCUGCGGACAUCAACUCCAAGUACUGGAAAAUGA